Messenger RNA from Eurytemora carolleeae, 2360 nucleotides. RefSeq lists its product as uncharacterized. Lineage: Eukaryota; Metazoa; Arthropoda; Copepoda; Calanoida; Temoridae. The record is from RefSeq and is a predicted model, not a curated record. Bases 149 to 1873 code for a protein of 574 amino acids. The transcript is spliced from 20 exons.
ACGGGGCAAUUGUGCUAAAGCGAAAAUUUUCAUUGACUUGAGUCUUGACACAGUGCAGUAUUUGAAUCAUUUAUUCACAGUUGUCGAUCAAUGAAGAACGUUAUGGCGCUUUGAGUCUAAGAAAUUUUGUUUUUGUUUCCUAUUGAAGAUGGAGAACCUUGGAAUAAAGAAAAGUCGGGGGGAAAGUUUGAAUGAUAAAUGUGGACAGGCGGGUACCUUCAAGUUUAGUCCACUCUACACAACUAUCAAAGAAUUCCGACCAUUAUUCCCUGAUUUGUGCUCUUGCUUUGAAUCACUCAACCCAAUUGAUCAGAUAAACCAGACGCUGCUUCCUUUGGUUGAUAUACUGGAAAACUACUCCAACCUGGAAAUCAAGAACUCAUUGAGUAUAUAUCAGAAGAUUACAGUUUGGUCCUGUACACAGUACUUAAAAAGACUUAGAUCUAGUAUAAUCUUUCAUCCAGGUCAGUUUGAGUUUAUCUCCAGGUGUCUGGGAUCUAUAGAGUCGGAUACAUCAGUUCACAUCCUUAUCCCAGAACCAGCAGUGGAAACCAUUCUCAGUAUCUGUGUUGCACUGAUAAUAGCUGGAUUCGCCUCGAUACAAAUUCAGGUUUCUACGGAGAAGCUUAAUUUAAGUAGAGUGGAAGAAAUUCUUCUCUCACAGUUAGGAGUUUCAGUAAUCAAGGAUAAUGAUCUUGGAGCAAAGGAUGAAGGAUUAGGAGAGUAUGGAGGAAGGAAGAUUAUUAUCUCCGAGCUUAGCUCCAGUAAUAUGCAUCACAUGGUCUCAGAGAACAAGGAUGUUCUGAUAAUACAGGCAGCUGAAAGCUGGAAUCAAGAACAGCUAAGAAUAGAUUUCAGUCAACCUUUUUCUCUUCAAUAUUUCCUCAAGAAUACAAGGUCUGACGAUCCGGUUUCGUCGUUGUGGAAGCAUAUUCAAUACACCAGAUUGCUGGAGAAGGCCGACCUGGUUGAGUGUGUUGCAUUUAUCAAGAAGUAUCCUAGUCUACUUCCUCAAGAGGAACCUGGAUAUAUGCAGAGAAUACACCAACUAAGAGAGAUUGUUUGGAGAGAAGGCGGAGAUUUAUCCUUCUCCGGCGAGACGGAGAGUAUUCUAGAGGACACCUGGAGACGGGAUCUUACUACAGUGGAUACUUCUAUCCUGGAGAAAUAUUUCAUUAUAGAAUCCGUCCUGGCAGUCUCAAUACUCUCACUUCUACCCGGCCCACUCAGAUUAUACGGAGGGAGAUCUGGUGUUAACCUUAGGAGAGCAUGUAUAUUAGAGAGAGCAGAAUUCAUUUUAAAUUUGAUCAAAUUUCAGAACCCGUGUGAGUGUAUGAAUACGAGGCUAAAUGAGGGAAUCCAAAGGUUUGAGAGACGAGAACUAAUCUCUACAGUUCAGGAGAAUGGAGGGGAUAUUACUAACGCGAAUCGAGCACGGCAUAUUGCAGAGGACUUUGAUUCAGAUUCUGACGAGGAGAGCGGAUAUUUCGAAGAUGUUCAAGUCAAUAUUCGAACCUCGAUGGAUUGUAUUCUACUACUUGAAGAUGUUGUAAAUAUAUCAAGAACUGAGAUAGCGUAUUUGUACCUGAGCAGUCUCAAGUUGACCGAACUUCUUCCUACCGGGUCACUGCGCUUCAACGACUAUAUUCGGAUCGUCCUGGAGUAUCUGAGUGGAUUACAUGAGCAGAACAUAUUGGAGAAUAUUGACCUGAACCUGGAGCAAGCAACAAGAAGUGUUCAAGCUUUGGUUACAGGAGGUGUUUUGGUGGAAGAGAUUCUGAGAGGAGAGGUUUGGAUUCUUCUCAGAGAGCGAUAUGCAUCAUUCCAGGAGAUAUCCUCAUAUACUAGUCUUGUAUCCAGAUAUAUGAUUUAGUUGUAUCCUCAUAUACUAGUCUUGUAUCCAGAUAUAUGAUUUAGUUGUAUCCUCAUAUACUAGUCUUGUAUCCAUAUAUAUGAUUUAGUUGUAUCCUCAUAUACUAGUCUUGUAUCCAGAUAUAUGAUUUAGUUGUAUCCUCAUAUACUAGUCUUGUAUCCAGAUAUAUGAUUUAGUUGUAUCCUCAUAUACUAGUCUUGGAUCCAGAUAUAUGAUUUAGUUGUAUCCUCAUAUACUAGUCUUGUAUCCAGAUAUAUGAUUUAGUUGUAUCCUCAUAUACUAGUCUUGUAUCCAGAUAUAUGAUUUAGUUGUAUCCUCAUAUACUAGUCUUGUAUCUAGAUAUAUGAUUUAGUUGUAUCCUCAUAUACUAGUCUUGUAUCCAGAUAUAUUAUUUAGAUCUAUGUGUUGUAUUUCUUUUGUAUAUUUCUGACCUGUCGCUACUCUUGCAACUUUAUUUUUAGAAGCUACUGAGUCAUGAUUCUUUUAU